Messenger RNA from Prunus avium (sweet cherry), 1483 nucleotides. RefSeq names its product uncoupling protein 2 (gene UCP2). Gene Ontology annotation, biological process: transmembrane transport. NCBI's taxonomy places the organism in Eukaryota, Viridiplantae, Streptophyta, Magnoliopsida, Rosales, Rosaceae. The record is from RefSeq and is a predicted model, not a curated record.
AACCCAUAAUCACUUACCCCCUAAAAUAAUUGAAACGAUGACGACAAGAGAGGCAAGAAUAGCAAGGAGUGAAAAACUCAGUUUUGCAAAGCUUUGAAUGGAGACCAAAAAGAAGGCCAUACUAUUUCUUCCAUGUACCUUUCCUUCAUAAUUACUCGUUAUCCACCUUCUUUAUAACCUUAACGCCAUUCCCUCUCUUCAACUCAACCAAAAAUUUGCCUACCCAUUUUCCCAAUCCUUGCUUCUGAGCUUUCGUUUUGCACCUUCCAAUGGCAGAUCUCAGCCCCAGGUCUGAGAUCUCAUUCUUGCAAACUUUCCUGUGCAGUGCUUUCGCUGCCUGUUUCGCUGAGUUCUGUACCAUUCCUUUAGACACUGCUAAAGUCAGGCUCCAGCUCCAAAAGAAAGCAGUUGUGGGGGAUGCAACUGGCUCACAGAAAUAUAAGGGCUUGUUUGGUACUAUGGCUACCAUCGCUAGGGAAGAAGGUUUAGCAGCACUUUGGAAUGGCAUAAUUCCAGGAUUACAACGCCAGUGUAUUUACGGAGGCUUAAGAAUUGGGUUAUAUGAUCCUGUCAAAAUUUUCCUUGUUGGCAGUGCUUUUGUUGGAGAUAUUCCUCUGUUCCACAAAAUACUUGCUGCUCUAUUGACUGGUGCUCUGGCAAUCAUAGUGGCUAAUCCAACAGACCUUGUGAAGGUUCGACUUCAAGCUGAAGGAAAAUUGCCAGCUGGAGUUCCUAGGCGUUAUUCUGGAGCUGUAGAUGCUUAUUUCACUAUAGUGAGACAGGAAGGAGUAGGGGCCCUGUGGACUGGGCUGGGGCCAAAUGUAGCACGAAAUGCUAUUAUAAAUGCAGCUGAACUAGCCAGUUAUGAUCAAGUAAAGGAGACGAUUUUGAAAAUUCCAGGGUUCAUGGACAAUAUUUUCACUCAUCUCCUAGCUGGUCUGGGUGCCGGUUUUUUUGCAGUUUGUAUUGGCUCUCCUGUUGAUGUGGUGAAAUCUAGAAUGAUGGGAGAUUCUACUUACAAAAACACCUUUGACUGCUUCGUCAAAACUUUGAAGUAUGAGGGAUUUUUGGCCUUUUAUAAAGGGUUCCUCCCAAACUUUGGUCGGCUAGGAUCUUGGAAUGUGAUUAUGUUUCUAGUGCUAGAGCAAGCGAAAAAUAUUUUCAGGGUAUGAAUCUGCUCUCCUGAUUUUGAGUUUCCGUGAAGACACAACUUUUGCUUGGGAAUUGCCUCUUCAAUUGUUAAAGAUCCGUUCUUUUUUAUCUUUUUUGUCCCCUCUGCAAGAUUUCUUUUACUUUUCCAUUUUAUGCAUAGUAGUGUUACAUCAUUGAUCAUUGUAUCACUGGAGAGGAUAUGAAAGGUUUAGAAGGCAUCAUUGCAUUGUACCACAGAGAACUGUGGGAAGCUACUUCCCUUCCACUGUACCGGAUAGUAACAUAAUAUUUACUAUCCAGAUAAUUUAUUACAAUGCCAUUUGAAUGGAUA